AUGGCGUCCUCAACUUUGGCGCCGCCUUUGUCUCCGGUGACAUCUGGUAAUGGCACUCGUCCACCAGGAGUCAAUCGUGCGCUCACCGCUCCCACCAAUAUGCCUGUAAACGGUCACUUUGCCUCUGUCGGCCAGAAUGGCACGGCAAAUUUCGAGCACGGCGUACAGGUCAUUGAUGAAGAGAAAGAGUUCAAUUCUGAUCUAGCCAAAUACCUACAGUUUACUAAAGUCGCCCACUCCGGCUUCAACUACCAUGUCAUAUCCGUCUUCGGCUCCCAGUCUACCGGCAAGUCGACGCUCCUCAAUGCGCUGUUCAAGACCGACUUCGGUGUUAUGCACGAGGCGGAGCGGAAGCAGACGACAAAGGGCAUCUGGCUUUCUAAGAACAAGUCCACCACGGGCAAGAUGUCCGACAAUAUUCUCGUGAUGGAUGUGGAGGGUACAGACGGUCGUGAGCGAGGAGAGGACCAGGACUUCGAAAGAAAGAGUUCGUUAUUUGCGCUUGCAACAAGUGAGGUUCUGAUGGUCAACAUCUGGGAACAUCAGGUCGGACUAUACCAGGGAGCGAACAUGGGCUUGCUCAAGACAGUCUUCGAAGUCAAUCUGCAACUCUUCUUGAAGGACAAGAAGUCGACAUCCAGAAGUCUGCUUUACUUCGUCGUCCGCGAUUUCCUGGGCACGACGCCUCUACAGAACCUCCGAAACACGCUGAUGCAGGACAUGGCCAAGAUCUGGCAGAGCCUGUCGAAGCCAAAGGGUCUCGAGAACAGUAGCAUCGAUGAUUACUUCGAUUUCGCGUUCACCGCUUUACCGCACAAGCUGUAUCAGCCAGAGCAAUUCACCCGAGAAGUUGAGAAAAUGGCCACCCGUUUCCGAGAUGGACACCGCGACGCACGAAGAGAUCCACUAAAGAGCGAGUUUGAGAACGGCGUCUUCCUACCCGAGUACCACCGAAGGAUCCCGGCCGACGGGUUCUCCCACUACGCAGAGGGCGUGUGGGACCAGAUCGUUGAGAACAAGGAUCUGGACCUGCCAACACAACAAGAGCUUCUUGCGCAGUUCCGGUGCGAUGAAAUUUCGCGUGAAGUCAUGGUCGCCUUCGAUGCUCUAGUUCUGCCACUGGAAACCGCACAAGCAAACACGGCUAGAACUGGAGAGUUUACUUUACUGGCGGAUCUGGGCAAAGUGAUGACAACGGCGAGAUCCGAUGCCGUCACAGCCUUCGAAACUGAGGCUGGGCGAUAUCACAAGGGAGUCUACCAGCGGAAGAGGACGGAAUUAGAAACGAAGAUGGACGCCCGACUGAAGGCGCUAUUUACCGGCCAACUCACAGCAGCACAUAAGCUCGGAGUAGAAGGCUUCAGCAAUGCUGUCAGUUCCGAGGUGAAGGCCGGUCAGAAGAAGGGGGCCUCGUACGACUUUGCCGAGAUUGUGAAGACACAGAAGAAAGUUGCUCUACAGAAAUUCGAUUCUGCUGCCAAGGCCUCCGCCAUUGCUGGGCUUUCCUGGUCUACAUACACCCAAGAACUUACACUAUACCAGAAAGAGCUGGACAAAGUGUCGGCACAACUCAGAAAAGACGAAAUGCGUCGACUGGCAACACGAGUCGAGAGAUGGGUACGAAGCAAGUUGACCGACAGUGUCGGACUGGAGUUCAAUGCGCUUGGAUCUGGUCGAGGCGGAACCGGAGCUCCAGAGAAGGGCGCGCAGCCUGUUGAGAAAGGCAUUUGGGACCGGAUAUGGGUGCUCUUCACCAAAACAGUUCAAGAGGCAGAAACCCGAUUCGCUGCUCGCGCUCAAUCUUUCGAUGCGAGCCCAGAGGAAGUCGAAGUUGGCAUCUGGCGUCUGCGCAGAAAAGCGUGGGGCGUGCUUCGCGCUAAAGUUGAUGAAGAGAUGAUGGAGGGCAACCUCCUCUUGAAGCUGCGCGAGAACUUCGAAGAUAAAUUCCGCUACGACGAAGAAGGUGUCCCACGGAUAUGGCGGCCAACAGACGACAUUGAGGGCUUGUACACAAAAGCCCGUGAGAGCACACUGCAGCUGAUACCCCUGCUGUCAAAAUUCAGACACUCGGAAACAGGCAGUCCUCCACCACUAGACAAAUGGAUAGGCCACCAGCCAGCUGCAGCAACUGCCGCGGACGAAGAAGACCUUACGCCUAUAGGAGGCGUCGACGAAGAAGAAGGCAAGAGCCUGGAAGAGGAAACAACGAUCCUCAACGAAGCCAAACGCCAAGAUCUAACCGUACGCUUCAAGAAGGCCGCCGAUGGCGUCUAUGUUGAGGCUAAGCGCAGCGCGAUUGGAGGCAUGACGCAGGUCCCAUUGUACUUUUAUGGUCUGCUUCUUGCGCUGGGGUGGAAUGAGAUCGUUGCUGUCCUCCGCAACCCUCUCUACUUCGUCUUCCUCAUCCUGCUCGGUGCAGGCGCCUACGUCACAUAUCAGCUCAACCUCUGGGGCCCUAUGCUCAACAUGGCGAACGCCGCCUCGGCGCAGGCACUCGAGGAGGGCAAGAAGCGUCUGCGAGAGUUCCUGGAGAGUUCGGAGACGGGCAGGGCGGCGUUGGCAAUGCCUGCUGCUCAAGGAAUGGGAGGCGAGAGCUAUGAGAUGCGAAACAGGACUACGUCGAGGAAACAAGAGGAGGACGGUGCGGGAGGUGAUGAGGAGAUUUAG
Molecule: messenger RNA, 2667 nt
Organism: Cyphellophora attinorum
Lineage: Eukaryota; Fungi; Ascomycota; Eurotiomycetes; Chaetothyriales; Cyphellophoraceae
Product: Protein SEY1
Exons: 3
Coding region: 1-2667 (888 amino acids)
Biological process (GO): endoplasmic reticulum membrane fusion
Cellular component (GO): endoplasmic reticulum
Molecular function (GO): GTP binding; GTPase activity
Source: RefSeq, a predicted model, not a curated record